Lotus japonicus is the source of this 816-nucleotide messenger RNA. RefSeq lists its product as uncharacterized. The coding region runs from base 147 to 572 and encodes 141 amino acids. NCBI's taxonomy places the organism in Eukaryota, Viridiplantae, Streptophyta, Magnoliopsida, Fabales, Fabaceae. The transcript has a single exon. The record is from RefSeq and is a predicted model, not a curated record.
CCCACUUGUUUAUCUUAAAUACCCGGCGCAACAACCGGAAACUCCAUGUGCAUUCUCUCCAUCGCUCUGUAUAUAUAGCUCACUUUGGACAGACUCAAUUUCCAAAUACAUGUUCUGUUUUUGUUGUGAGUUAAAUUCUUGUUAACAUGGGCAACUGCUUGAGAAACAACAAAGUAUUAGCACAAGAUCAUGAGAUUGAGAACUAUGGUUGUGAAGAAAAAAUUGAGGAGGUAAAGACAUUUCCACCUUCCAAAUUGGAAGAUCCAAGCUUGAAACAAUGCAUGAAGAAGAAGAAUAAGAAGGUGAGGUUCAAGAUAGAAAAUGAUGGUGAUGGUGAUUCUAGAAUUGGGGCUGUGAGGAUUAGAGUGGUGAUGACUCAAGAGGAGUUGAAGAGGAUGUUGAGCUACAAGGAUGAUUCUCCUGAUCCCCACACCUCACUUGAGCAAUUGCUUUGUGCUAUUGAGUUGAGAGGAGGGAAAUUUUCUGUUUCUGAUGUUAGUGAGUUUGACGGAGGCACAAAUUCUUGGAGACCAGCUUUAGAAAGCAUUCCAGAGGAACGCUUAUUAAAGUAGCUGUUUAGUUAACAAUCCAUGUAUCAUGCAUGUAAAUAAUCACAUUUUUCUUUUUUAUUUGAUGUAGUAGAAUUUAUGUGUAUAUGUAUUGAAAUCCAUAUCAAUGAAGUAGUUUCAGUUUUGCUUGAGAAAAACAAUUGAGGAAUUAAAAUUGUGCUUCUGGUGCGGGUCUGGUAUUUGUUCUUUGUGGAACCAAAUUUUGUUUGGAUGAGGCAUUUGGAAAUAAGAACCAUAAGAUUUUCUA